This is a messenger RNA of Canariomyces notabilis, 3089 nucleotides long. RefSeq lists its product as uncharacterized. The coding region runs from base 15 to 3089 and encodes 1024 amino acids. The record is from RefSeq and is a predicted model, not a curated record. The transcript is spliced from 2 exons. Lineage: Eukaryota; Fungi; Ascomycota; Sordariomycetes; Sordariales; Chaetomiaceae.
CCUUUGCAUCGACAAUGGCAGACGAACGUAUUGUCGGCAUUAUUCGAGUUCCGUUGAAUGCCUUUACCUACCAGCCCGGUAGGGGAAGAGGCCAAGACGCGGCAGCCGUUAGGCGUCUUUCCCGCCUCUUCGGGAAGGAUUGCCGGCCCGACAAAUGGGAGCAUCAUAUCAAGGGCGAAAUCAAUGCCGCGACAUAUAACAGAGUAUUGCUCGCACUCGGCAUCUCCGAAGCCGAGUUGCGGAGCACCAUUCAAACAGGCAAAUACCCACUGGUACCUCUUCGGAGAUGCAUCCUCUGUCUUGAUGGACGGCAGAGAACCGCCGCGGCUCGAAGGAGGUUUGGGAAAAAUUUUUACUGGCCCGUGAAGCUUUACCGCAAUCCCAACGUAUCGAUCUUCUCGCGCCAGACCAAAUAUCCAGACGGCGAAAUCUGCUAUCGCAUCUUCAGUUUUGAGCUUGGGAAGACGGAUAAAGCCGAGAGUUGGAGACUGGAGCUGUCAGAAGACAAAGAGAAAAUCCUCAACCUUUUGCUCCGGAAGGAAAACGGGAAACUCAAGAACAAGGACAUCAUAGAAUCACUCUGGGAGGUUCUCCAAUUUCCCGGCAUGAGGAGAGGAUUCAAGCUCGGAAUAUGGCACAAGUAUCUCGCAUUACUCUGCUCCGAGAACUUGGUACGAUACGUCCGCCGCAUCUUCGACAUCUUUUUUUGGAAGAUCACAGCCGGCAAUCCCCCCCUGGUACCAUAUUUCGACGACGACUCUAUCAGCUGCGUACAGCGCCGUAAUCCCUCGAAUAGCGCCGAUAGACGCUAUAUCCGACGGAUGGUAGAUACGGGCCAAUUUCUCCGUGGCGUAAAAGACGCGUCGGUCCGGCAAAGGAUUAAACAAAACCUAUUCUCCCUCAACGUCAUUGUUCCUAGCUUCGAGACGUUGCACCAAAACAUGAUAUAUUUCUCGAUCGGGGCCAAGAUCUUGAGAAAAUAUAUCGUCGACGAUGAGCCCGAUAAGUUAAGGAGGAAUGGAGGCGACGCUCUGUUCCAGAGCCUACGUGCAUGUUGGAAACCAACAGCCGAGCCUAUCGUGGAGGUUGCGGAAGGCGUUGUUCAGCGUCUACUCUCCUUGAACACGGAAUUGGCCUGCUAUCUGCUUUUCCUCGACGGUCAGAGGGACUUUCCUCAUCUAUCGAACGACCCGCUGCUCCAAGACAGGCGCGGUGAGCCCCCCCCGGCAGCUGGCAAGGACGAUUGGUACGUCUUCCGGCGCCGCGCCCGAGCGAGACAACUUGGCUUUCGCACGACAAAAAUCAGUCGUGGGCUCGCCGAAGCGCCCCCGUUGCCACGUCCGAUGGAGUGGAAUAGGGAUACGCAAGCAAAGGACUGGCGAGGCGGAAAGCCAUCCGUUGGAAAUUUCUUUGACCUGCGGCGCGACGCCUUCCUGCCCACCCUCCAACAAGCCGGUUGUAGAAGAGACGUGACGGCAGCCUUCGUGCAAAAGGAUUUUAUGGAGGCCUUUUUCGGCCCUUGUUCGUACAUGACUGAAGGACCAGAAAUGCCAAUCAAUUGGUCUGCUCCGGGUGGGCUAAGCAUGCAGGUCGACGACGAGGAACAGGUCACACGAGACGCAGGUCCUGAGGAACCGAUGCAGGUCAACGAGACCCUGCUCUCUGCACACGGAGGUCAGGCCUCCAGCCUACCCAGCCAAACGCAAGAAGUUCGGCAUGAGCUUUCCUUCCCUAUGCAGGAGAUCACUCCGCCUCUACCUGAUGGGACGCAAGCGCCAAUACCCAAUCCAACGCCAGUAGACGUGCAAGCGUCAGUGCUUGCCGAGACACUUGAGACUCCGCCUCCCAGAGGCGAUCGGAACAGCGAUCGCAGGCCGCCCAGACGGCGGGAUAGCAAGCCACGCAGCAAAUCCCCCUCCUCCCGGACUCCCAUCUCCCGAAACCGCCGAGAACGGCCUAAAGCGGGGCCGCCACGGUCCCCAAUCUUGCCUCCCGGUCCUACCGGCCCAACAGCUACAGAAGAGCUAGCGAGACAAUCCCGAGCGCCUGAGCCCGUUGAAGUGCCAGAGAGCCAGAACACAUCACAAGAGGGGCCGGUACAAGAGCCGAUCCCAGGGCCGAUAGCCGAUCCCACACGGGACCCUGCGCGGUCUCAGAGAGCAGAAGCCCGACAUCGAGCCGAGAAGAGCAAUCCUAAUGAACGCUACAGGUCCCCCGUCCCCCGAAAUCCUAACUCUCGAAGCCGUCGAGAGCAGCCCAAAGUUGGGCCUCCACGAUCUAUAAUCCUCCCCCACAGCCCUACUCCAGUUCCCAGCCCUCCAGGGGCUGACACAGCUAUAGAAAUGCCGCCGAGGAAGUCUCCGCGGAAUCCCACGCAAGAGCCCCAGCUCCAUAAGAGUCUGGUCAUUCAGGGGCAGGGGCUCGAUGAGACACAGAGCCCUUUACAGCAAUCUCCUACGACAGAAACUGAGGAGACCGAUGACGGGCCAAAUCGGGCGAAGGGAGGGCCGUCGAAUCGAUCUCCUAUCCGGCCACCCAGUCCUCCUCUAGUCCCCGAUCUCCCCGGAGCCGAACCAGCCGGAGAAGAGCCGUCGGGACGGUUGGCCAUAUAUCCUCCGAAGAGCCAGACACGUGUAGCCCAGUUUCCCAAGUCAACCAUGUUUACAGACAAGCGCACGGAGAAUCAAGAACUCAGGCCCCAUCAGACGGAGGAUCCUAUACAGCAGGAACAUCUACAGGAUGAGGAAAACAGAAGUAGCAGCCGUUACAAGACACCUAGACUGCAGGAUAGUGGCCUACACGGCAGGUCCCGAGCCAGGUCCCACAGCAAGUCGCCUUCGUUCCAGAGUCCGAUUUCCCAGAACCGCCGAACUCAGCGUUCUCCGAUCGCUCCCCCAAGGCUCCCUACUCAGGUUCCCAGUCCUCCAGGAGACGAAACAGCUAGCGAGUCUUUGAGGCGAUCCCAAAUCUAUCCUCCGCGGAACCGGACACAAGAGUUUCUGCCCCGCGCAGGGUUUUCAUCCCUACGGACACAGGAGCGUUCGCUUAGUCAGCAAGAACCUCCUACGGAAGACACCCUCGGAGCCUAA